Messenger RNA from Brachypodium distachyon (stiff brome), 1315 nucleotides. RefSeq names its product thermospermine synthase ACAULIS5. Gene Ontology annotation, molecular function: thermospermine synthase activity. The record is from RefSeq and is a predicted model, not a curated record. NCBI's taxonomy places the organism in Eukaryota, Viridiplantae, Streptophyta, Magnoliopsida, Poales, Poaceae. The coding region runs from base 104 to 1075 and encodes 323 amino acids. The transcript is spliced from 10 exons. Gene Ontology annotation, biological process: polyamine biosynthetic process.
UGCACCCACAGCUUACACAGCAGAGCCGCCAGUUAAUUUGGCUCUCCUUUCGCGUUGUAGUCUUCAGGUGUGUGUAUUUUAGUUGCCGCGGCGUGUGCGCAGGAUGGUUGGUGCUGUGCAGGAAGGUAUAGUUCGCGAGAUGAACGGGUUUGACACGAAUGGGUACGACAAGGCGGCCGCGGCAAAGCAGCAGCAGAAGGGAGAUCACGAGGAGAUCAACAAGUGGUUCGAGGAGGAAAUCAACGACGACCUCAAGUUCUGCUUCGCCUUGAACAGUAUUCUGCACCAAGGGACAAGCAAGUUCCAGGAGAUUGCUCUUGUUGACACGAAGCAUUUUGGGAAGGCUUUGAUAAUCGACGGGAAGAUGCAGAGCUCGGAGGUGGAUGAGUUCAUCUACCACGAGUCACUGAUACACCCGCCGCUUCUCUUCCACCACAACCCAAAGACGGUGUUCAUCAUGGGGGGCGGCGAGGGCUCAGCGGCGAGGGAAGCGCUGAGGCACAGGACCGUGGAGAGUGUGGUCAUGUGCGACAUCGAUGAGGAGGUGGUGGGCUUCUGCCGCGCGUACCUGAGCGUGAACCGGGACGCCUUCGCCAGCGAUAAGCUCUGCCUCGUCAUCAACGACGCCAGGGCUGAGCUGGAGAAGAGCCGGGAGAAGUUCGACGUGAUAGUGGGAGACCUUGCGGAUCCUGUGGAGGGAGGCCCCUGCUACCAGCUCUACACCAAGUCCUUUUACGAGCUCGUUGUCAAGCCCAAGCUCCACGACCGCGGCAUUUUCGUCACGCAGGCUGGACCAGCCGGCGUUCUGACGCACAAGGAGGUCUUCUCGUCCAUCUACAACACCCUUAGGCAUGUCUUCAAGCAUGUCAAAGCCUACACUGCUCAUGUGCCAUCGUUUGCUGACACUUGGGGCUGGGUCAUGGCCUCAGAUCAUCCGUUCACCCUGACUGCCCAGCAGAUCGACGAGAGGAUCAAGGACAGGAUCCACGGGGAGCUGGAGUACCUGAGCGGGGACUUCCUGAUAUCUUCCACCACUCUGAACAAGAGUGUCCGCCUCUCGUCGGCUGUUGAAUGAGACGCACGUGUACACGGAGGACGAUGCGAGGUUCGUCCACGGACACGGGAUCGACGGCGCCUUGUACUUGACUGAAACCACCGGGACACGAGCAGAGCAAUGAAUGGAAAUUGUGAUAUGAUGAUCGACAUAAAACUUGUGAAGAAGUGGUUUUCGUGUUUUUAUUUCCUGUGAGAACGUUGACAACAAAAAGAAAUUCAAACGAAUAAAUUUGAUAUAUAUUUUAUGCGAAUUUCAUCA